Molecule: messenger RNA, 3586 nt
Organism: Colletotrichum destructivum
Lineage: Eukaryota; Fungi; Ascomycota; Sordariomycetes; Glomerellales; Glomerellaceae
Product: Putative NodB domain, glycoside hydrolase/deacetylase, beta/alpha-barrel
Exons: 2
Coding region: 1810-3099 (429 amino acids)
Biological process (GO): carbohydrate metabolic process
Molecular function (GO): hydrolase activity, acting on carbon-nitrogen (but not peptide) bonds
Source: RefSeq, a predicted model, not a curated record
CAUCUGACCCGAGCAACGAAGACGGGGAUGAGCGACGGCCAUGUCAACGACAAAAAUAAGCCCGCGCGAGAAGACGAAGAAGCAAUGGAAGGAAGCCACUAACCAAUCCUUCGUUCGUCUCAAGUUGAUCCGAGCCACAGGCAACGGCGCCAUGGGCUCUGAUGGGUACAUCAACAAACCGCCCACGCCGCCGACGGGAACACACUGAGACGCGGACCAGCCACGCCGUCGUCGCUCCGUGCCCCAUCUAAGAGCUUUAGCCUUUUGGCCGCCAACAUCAAUCUCCCGGCCUGUUCCUCCCAUCCGUCGUCCGAACGCGCAGGAAACACGGCGGCAGGGAGACAGACUCCUCUUCUACCGUCGUCCGCGCAACACGAACCUGUUCAUGUCGGCCGUUUCCAUUGUAGAAGGGAGUUUUGCCCUCCCCUUCCUCAGACGACAAGAGCGACAGACAAGACGGCAAUGUGCGACCAGACAGACGGCAGUACCUGUACUUCGCCCAAGUGGCUGAUGCUAACGACCAAUCACAGAGACGGCGUCCCUUGCGUCAAACACCAUUCAUGUACGGCCCUAAUGCGCCAAGACUAGCCCCCGUCGCAAACCCCUCGAGAAGAGACAAGAAAAACCAAAGCUGGAUGGAUGGCAUCGCCAGACGAGAGAGACGACCCAGCGUCGCCCCACCCCCCGGGCACAGAGCAUCUCCGACCAGCAGCUCCCUUCGUUUGGGCCUGCGCCGCACCCGGCGCCCAUCUUACACGCAAGAGAAGCCGUUGUCGACCAAAGUUCCUCCAUCCCUCGCUGAACUAGAAUGUCUGCGUCUGCCUACAGCUGGCUCCUCCCCCCCCCCCCCCCCCCCCCCCCCGAAGAGUACAAGCCCAUGGGAAGCCCAGUUGCUGUCGUGGCUGGUACCACAAGCCAAGAACGGGGAUUAAAAAUAAAAAACCGAACUGCUGCCAAGUGCCUCCUCGGGCGCACACCAUCGGGACUGCAAUUUUGACAUCCAGUCACUUGGGUCUGCCAAUGCUCGUAUUGUCACCUUUUGCCUGUUUGAGUCAGGGGGGGCACUACACGAGGACUUCGACAACCAAGGCCAGCGGCCCUGACUAACGGUUAACCCGACCUUCUUGGCUCUCAUUUCUUCUUCGCCUGAGUCCUUUGCGACGAUCCCACUACCAGCAUCAGCCGGUGGUCGUGCGCUCUGUUUGCUCACAGCGUCCCCCGCAAAAGAAAAAAAAUCAACACUAAUAGUACGAGAUCGCAAUAUCUCUCCUCCUCCGUAUGGACGUCCCGCGCUGGCCCUGGCGCCUUGCAGACAGCCGUCAUAGUCACACACCAUACACUCGUUCUCACUGGCACCAGCGGUGGCUGCGAUCUCCCCGCCGCCCUUUCCUUCCGACAUUAAGCCAUACCCCGUGGCCGCGCCCCUUGCGGGACAAGCACUCAACCUUGCAAGUUGCAAGACAGACUUGCUCGUGUACUGAACCACAUCCCCUCCCCUCCCCCCGUUCUCUCCUUGCCUCCGAUCCUCCUAUUUCUGGGGCCGUCCAGCCAAGAAAGUUCAGCGCCAGCGAGAUGCCUGCGACCCCAUGUUGCCCGAAAACUCGGCCGCCGCCGUCGGGCGCGGCACACGGACAUGGCGCCGCGCCUACGAUCAACUCCUGCCCAGCCUUCCCCACGCACUGCUCGGCGGGUUAGCCCAUCACUUUCAUUUUAUCUUCUUCCCGGGGCUUUCUCAUGCACGGGAAGGCUUGUGGGUCAUCCCUUGGCGUUGUUGGUUGGAUAUAAGUGUAUCACACUCUCCCCGUAACUAUGACCGCGUACCGACGAUAUCUCCCUCAUCCACCGCAGACACUCGCUUCUAUACCGCACCAUCCAGCCAAGAUGCUUGUUAGAGUACACUCGCUUUCCCUCCUCGCGGCCAUUGCCGCCUCUGGUGGACUGGCCGCCGCCGUUCCUCUCGAGUCUUCAUCUGCCUUCACCGCCAGAGACCUGCCUCGUCCUCGAUUCGGGAGCGUUCCGUAUGGCGUCAGCAUCACCCACUGCACCGUCAACGGCAAGGUUGCCUUGACUUUCGACGACGGUCCCGGAGAGUACACCGAGAAGGUCCUCGACACCCUCGAGAAAAACGGCAACAUCAAGGCCACCUUUUACCUCGUCGGCACCAAUGGUAACAACGGCGUCGCCAACCCGACUUACACCCCUCUGCUGAAGCGCAUGUUGGGCGCCGGCCACCAACUCGCCAGCCACUCGUGGAGCCACAAAGACUUCAACACCAUUUCCCGUGACGAGCAGGUCGAGGAGUUGGUCAAGAAUGAAGAGAUCUUCGCCAAGGUUCUCGGCAUCGUGCCCACCUAUUUCCGCCCGCCAUACACUCACUGUGAUGGCCAGUGUAUUUCCACCCUUAACGAUCUUUCCUACCACGUGACCGAUUACAACCUCGAUACCAAGGACUGGGUUGACGGCGGCGCCAACUCCAAGGAGGCGUACUCGAGCGCCAUCAACUCGGCCAACCCCGCCAGCUCUUCCUUCAUCGCACUCUCCCACGACAUUCACUCCUUCACCGUCAACGGCUUCGUUCAGUACAUGAUUGAUGUCGCCAAGGAGAAGGGCUUCGAGUUUUCCACUGUCGGCGAGUGCCUGGGUGACCCUGCUUCCAACUGGUACCGCGACCCCAAGAGUGGCGAGCCCUCGGGCGGUAAGGAGGAACCCAAGCCUACCACGACCAGCAAGUCCGUAGCGCCCACCACUAGCUCUGCUUCCACUUCCACCACCUCCCCCACGGAGACCAAGACCACUGCAUCGAGCACCACCGAGUCCGAGACGGCGAAGCCAUCCGUUACCGACAAGUCCGCUUCCGAGACCGAUGAACCAGAGACGGAGACCGAUGGUCCCACUUCCACCGCCGUUAACCCUCCUACCGCCUCGCGGACCGUCGAUGGCGGCGCCAACAUCGGCAUCCCCGUGACGCCUACGGGCACAACCGGCGCGCCGAGACCCACGAGCACGAACACUGUCGUCGAGGUCAACGCUGCUGGCCGCGCCGUCUUGUCUGCCGGUGGGGCCCUUGCUGGUGCCCUGGCGUGGGCGAUGAUGAUCUGAUGAACCGCACAUCGCAAACCAAACGCCACAUAUCCCGUAGCAGGGAAUACCAAGACAUAAUCUUCGUGUAAUACUUUGGGUAAUGCUUAAUUUUGGGCAUCACUGGGUCGACAAGACGCGGACGCCGAGACUGAGACGAGAUGAAUACAUGAUACCACGCCAUCCAUGUAUUCGGGUUGAUGUGUACUGGACAUAGAUGCAUGAAUAGCCGAUUCGAUAUGAGAUCAAAAUCUUUUUUUUUUUUUACGUGCAUAGCGUACUGGCUGUGUGCUGCUCCUUUUGUCUAGCGGACCAAAAGACAAUGUGGGGUUUGGUCUGGAGUCAAGGUCAACGAAGCCUGACGUGGACAAGGAUAACGACAGGGGAUCGGCUCCCACGUCGCAGGCAACUGAAUAAACCCUUUGGGAGACUCUGACUGCCAUUUCUGAGUUGUUAUGUAGUCCAGAUGGUACGCAAAGUCCAACCAAGCUGAACCACACAGCCUCCC